GAGAGAGAGAGAGGAAAAAUGGCCAGACUCCCAUCUGAAGCACCUCCUCCUCCUCCCUCACCUGGCCACCAUGUCCCAAGCCAAAACCAUCCUUAUCCACUGCCGCCACCGUCGUCGCCACAGCCUCCGCCGGCGGCAUUGCAAGUGCCGUAUGCACCGCCAUCGCCGGACACCGUCCACCAGACUGGCCACCAGGAGGUGAAUGUGCCCACAUUCACCCCGCCCCAGCAAGGCAAUGCUAAUAUCGGAGCAGCCAUGGCCUAUCCUCAGUUCAACCAGCCACAAGCAAACAAAAUCGGCGGCAAUUUUGCGGCCGUGCAAUAUCAUCACGAUCAGUUCCGGCAACAAACGAGCCACGUGGUGGCUCCGCAGAGUUACAAUUUUGCUCCUGCUUCGGUGUAUCCCUCCUCAGCAAUGGCCCAAAAUGUCGCUCCAGCAAGUGCAGCAUCCCCCUACGGGAAUAAUGCUCCUAACAAUAUGAUCAAUCUUAAUAACGGGUCUGCGAAUAAUUACAUGAACAUGGAGCAGUGGACCACCGGCCUCUUUGACUGCAUGCAAGAUUCCUCCAACGCCUUCAUCACGGCACUGUUUCCAUGCAUAACUUUCGGGCAGAUCGCAGAUGUGCUCGACAAUGGCCACACGACUUGCAUCAUCAGCGGAAUCAUCUAUGCCUUCUCGCAUUGUAUAUUGUCGCGGCCAUACCGCGCGAAACUGAGGUGGAGAUUCCGGUUGCCAGAGAUCCCAACCUCGGAUUACAUCGUCCAUUCAUUGUUUGAGCCUUGUGCUCUCUGUCAAGAAUACCGCGAGCUUCAAAAACCGCGGCAUUGA
Molecule: messenger RNA, 828 nt
Organism: Syzygium oleosum
Lineage: Eukaryota; Viridiplantae; Streptophyta; Magnoliopsida; Myrtales; Myrtaceae
Product: cell number regulator 1-like
Exons: 3
Coding region: 19-828 (269 amino acids)
Source: RefSeq, a predicted model, not a curated record